UCGCGGCACGGCCGCGCUCCGCCCCCGCGGGAGGAGCGGCGCGAUGGCGGCGGGGCGGUGGCGCUGAGGAUGAUAUCGCGAUACGCGCGCAAACCGGUGCAACCACAAGGACUCCCAAAACAUGCCCUGAGGCAUCACCCCCUGCCAGAGCCAGGAGUUCAGGUGUGCUCAGCCACAGCCAGGGCUGAAAACCACGGCCACGUCUCCAGGGAGUCAGAAAUCCGGAGGGAAUCAGCUGAUCAUGGGAAUCCAGGGACUGCCAGUGAGAGCUGUGCUGACACCUCCACUGAGGACAGCUCAGUCUUCUCUUGGGGCUAUGAUGAAUUUGAUAAAGCUGCCACACAACAAGUUCAGGAGAUGUUCAGACAAAUUGAUGAGCUUCUCUAUGAGCAGAAGGAAAAUGUGCAUGUGGAGGGACUGUGGGAGGAAUGCCAGCAGUGGACAUCCAGCUUUCCUCAUCUCAGGGUUGUGGGGAGGCAGGUGGUGGUGCCCACGGAUGAAGGGUAUGGAUGGUUCUCCAGUUCCCCUGCGGGCAGUUGGGCUCCCUCAGGUGUAAGUUCACCUCCAGAGCAGGAUGCUGAUGAAUUUAGUGUUUUUGGCAAGAAGGUCCCUCUUUUUGUUACUCCUGUUCACAAAAAGGCUGACCCUUCCAAGUCUCCGACCUUGUGUUCCUCAGAGAGAGACGAAGGGGAAGAGGAAAUAAUUCUCUCCGAAGGCAUAGUGGAGGAAUAUUUGGCAUUUGACUGCAGAGAUGUGGAGGAGGAGCUGCACGAGAGGAAAAGGGGCCUGUCCUCUGGCAGACGGAAACUGGGCUUUCCUCCCGUCUCCCCAUAUUCCUGCACCAAGGAUUCUGUGCUCACCUUCGUGUUUGAUGAUGUGUGGAGUGAAGUCCUGGGCUGCAUGGAGGAGCUGAUCUGCAGGCACUGGGAAGGGUCAGCCUCUGAUGAUGAGAAAAAUAUCAUAACAGUGGAAACACUCAGGGCAGGUGCCAGAAGCCCUUUGCAGCUUGAUCCUCUGCCAGCCUUGUUACCUCGUGUGCCACACACGAAAAUGCCCUCGGUGACCUCAAAUCUGUGCCCAAAACCCAGAUGUGGCCGCAAAAGCAAAAAGAGAAGAAAAACACCUCAAGUCAGUCUCUCUCAAGGGUCAAGUAGUGGCUCUCAGCAUAAUCUGAAUGGCUUGAUGGUGAUCCACGGGAUCCAGUUACACCAAAGGAACCUGCCUGUAGUGGAGAAAACACUGGACCUGGAUGACAGACGGCCGGGUUCCAGCUCCAUCCUCUCCAUCAGAACGUGGCCAAAUCGUGCUCUAGAGCUCAGCACAUCCUCCCUGUCCCGCUCCACGAGGAGGAGGAACCCCCCGCCCCGGACCCUGCACCCCAUCUCGGGCAGCCAGCCCCGCACCGGGACCCCGCGCUCUGGGGACGCGGCACGGCUUCUGACUGCACAGGAGCAGCUGACCUCUCCCUCCCCAGUGCUGCUGAACCGAAAUCACCCCCUGCCCCCUAUUGCCACCUCCAGCGUGGCAGAGCGUGGGAGCACCACAGGAUCCCAGAAGCAAAUGAAACCUCGAGGGAGCUCCAGUCGUGCUCACAGUGUAACAACACAAGAAGAUGCUCACCAGCAGCUCCAGGAGCAGCUCCUCCUGCCUGAUCCUUUCUCCAGGCCUAACACAACCAACACAUCCUUGCCAGAUUCCCAGCGCCGCCGUUCCUGCACCGUUAUGGAUCACAGUAAUCAAUCCUGGACAAGCAGAGCAUCAACAGGUUCAGGUAUGUUCCUCAGGCACAGGAUUCAGUAAGAUCAAGCAAGGGGU
Messenger RNA from Lepidothrix coronata (blue-crowned manakin), 1815 nucleotides. RefSeq names its product family with sequence similarity 149 member B1 (gene FAM149B1). The record is from RefSeq and is a predicted model, not a curated record. The coding region runs from base 70 to 1800 and encodes 576 amino acids. Gene Ontology annotation, biological process: protein localization to cilium; cilium assembly. Lineage: Eukaryota; Metazoa; Chordata; Aves; Passeriformes; Pipridae. The transcript is spliced from 14 exons.